GAUUUGAGAUUUCUUCCUUAUCUACGAUGGAGAGCGAGCCCCGCAACGAUUUCAAUUCGAGAAACCGUCCAUGGCGUUUUCUGGGAUCAAUUGUGCCGCUUGCAGAAUCUUCCAAAACGCCAUAGGGUAGUGCCAAAGCGUCAGAGCCAGAGAAGGACAACCUCCUUCUCGCUCCUUGCUAUGAUAUUGCCGUGAAUUAGCUUCCGACUUCCGAGCUUGUUCUGUUUCCCCUCCACUCAAUGCCCAUUAUUAGGUCGCCAUUAUCGCUGUUGAAGAAGUUUCCGUUCUCUUUUGAAUUUUCAAUUGUGACAGGUAAAACUUGACUCAUGUUUACUGCUUGAUUUUUUUUUUCCUGGUACAAGCCCAAUGUAUCCUUUCGAUAUACGGGUUUGCUUUUUUUUUUUUUUUCUUAUCUGGGACUUGGGAAUUUUCUGUGUUUGCUGUAGUGUGCAAGAACACCCUAUAGGUUUUGGAUUCAAAAUUAAGAGAGGUAAAAACGUUGUGUUUGCUUUAGGCCUUCAGCCUACGGUUGGGUCUCCGUCAUCGCCAUUGAAUAUAGCACAUUGCAGUUUUUGGAUUCAAAUUUUGAUUUUUCAAUUCUGAGAUGAAAUAUUUUUUAUGGUUAUUAAUUAAUGUGUUUAAUCUUAUUACAUUACCACUUUACCUAAAAGCUUAACUGUUAGAUUGUGGGCCAACAAUGUAUAUCAAGCUUUAACAAAUCUUAAACAAGCACGAAGUUUGUUUUGAAAUUUUCUGGGUUUGUUUGUAAUCUACUCACCUGAAAGAAAAUGGUCCCUGGUUGUUAUUUUCCCUUCUCUAUAAGUUCUGGAAGUAGAAUUUACGCCUUAAAUUGGCUUUUUUUUUGGGGGGGUGGGGUGAUUGUGGAGGAGGGGGAAGCGAGCAAGCAAACAAACAAUACAUAAAUAAAGCAUUCUUAUGUUAUCUGUGUGAUUAUUUUGACCUGCCCUUCUGGGGCAUUCUUGCAGAUAUAAAUUUAUUGGUGAGUGGAAAAAAAUCCAGUUGUUAAUGAAUUGAUAGCAUGCUUGCGGGGAAGAGAGACAAAAUUCAAUCUUUGGUUGUGAAAUGGGGAAAGAAUUUCAGUUUUAAAGUUUUAACAGCUCGCAUUUUGAGUGAUGAUCAUAUUGUUCAGUCCUACUGUUCUGUCUAUCUUGUUUUGGGUGUGUAAUGAAAUAAAUAAAGACGCGCGUGUGUAAUUCAAUUAGGAACUUGAUCUGAGAUAGACGAAGAGGAUUAGGAUGAGAGAAGCAUGCACUAAAUAAGCUGUUAGAUGGUAUUGGAUUAAAUGUGUUUUUUCUUUUCUCCCACAAUUUCCAGGCUACUUGAAAAAGGUUCAUAUUUCUGUGAGUUUUGGAAGACUGGGAGUAAAGAAAGUAUCUACCAUUGCAUUUUUUCUUUCUUUUUAUAUGGUCUUCACACUGAUAAAGCAUAUAUUUUAUUCGGAAAGAGAGUAAUUCAUUAAGCAAGCAAACUUUUAUGCAGAUCUUGAGUGACCAAUUAAAUAAAAUAAAAUAGCCCGUGUCUGUGUGUGUGUGUGUGUGUGUAGAACAUAAUUAGGGUUUUAGUCCUGAGUCCUAACAUAGAAAAAGGGGAGUAUGAUAAAAUCAUACAUUACAUGAACUAUAAUAGGAUAUUGCCCCAAAUGUGUUCCUUUCCUCCCAUCAUUUCCAGGCUCUCGAGAAAAUUCAUAUUUUUGUGAUUUUGGGGGCAAAGUAUCUAUUCUUAACCAAAUCCGGCCACAAAUGGUUUUCACGUUGAUAAAACCACAUUUUUUUAUGACUCAGAAACAGAAUAAUUCACUAAGCAAGCAAACUUUUGUGCAAAUGCUGGAGUACAAAAAUACCGAAUAUGUGCGAUUGGGGGAAGCAGCUUCUCACAGGUUUGAUAGCUUCAAAAAGGUGUCAAUUAUACCUCUUAUUUUCCUGAUAUUCUAUGAGGUCUCUGGAGGACCAUUUGGUGUGGAAGACAGCGUCAAGGCAGCCGGUCCUCUUCUAGCGCUUCUUGGGUUUCUGCUUUUCCCAUUUGUAUGGAGCAUUCCAGAGGCCCUUAUAACUGCAGAAAUGGGUACAAUGUUCCCCGAGAAUGGUGGAUAUGUGGUUUGGGUGUCUUCAGCUUUGGGUCCCUAUUGGGGCUUCCAGCAAGGUUGGAUGAAAUGGCUGAGCGGGGUUAUUGAUAAUGCACUGUACCCAGUUCUGUUUCUGGACUACCUAAAAUCUGCUAUCCCCCUUCUAACCAGCGGCUUCCCAAGGGUAAUAACUGUGCUAGUUUUGACUGUCGCUCUUACUUAUAUGAACUACAGGGGCCUAAACAUUGUGGGAUGGGUUGCCGUGUUGUUGGGGGUGUUCUCGCUUCUACCUUUUGUGGUUAUGGGACUGGUCGCCUUCCCCAAACUGCAGCCUUCGAGAUGGCUUGCGGUAGACCUGCACAAUGUGGAUUGGGGAUUGUACUUAAACACUCUUUUCUGGAAUCUCAAUUACUGGGAUUCUAUUAGCACUCUAGCAGGAGAGGUGGAAAACCCAAAUAAAAUGCUUCCAAGGGCACUCUUUUAUGCUGUAAAUUUGGUUGUCAUGGGUUAUUUUUUGCCCCUUCUGGUUGGUACAGGAGCUAUGCCACUCAAUCGCGAGCUUUGGAGUGAUGGGUACUUCUCAGAUAUUGCUAAAAUGCUUGGAGGUGUAUGGUUGAGAAGUUGGAUGCAAGCAGCGUCUGCUCUCUCAAAUAUGGGAAUGUUUGUGGCUGAAAUGAGCAGCGACUCCUUUCAACUUCUGGGAAUGGCAGAACGUGGGAUGCUUCCUGAGUUUUUCGGCAGGAGAUCUCAUUACGGAACCCCUCUUAUUGGAAUUCUCUUCUCUGCUUCUGGCGUGAUUUUGCUGUCAUGGUUGAGCUUUCAAGAGAUUGUAGCAGCAGAGAACUUCCUAUACUGUUUUGGAAUGAUCAUGGAGUUCAUAGCAUUUGUCAAGCUAAGGAUAGAAAAUCCUGCAGCAUCUCGACCAUAUAAGAUACCUGUUGGUACAGUUGGGGCAAUCUUGAUGUGUAUACCUCCAACUUUACUCAUCAUUGUGGUUUUAGCUCUUGCUUCUUUCAAAGUCGUGGUGAUUAGCCUCAUUGCAGUUAUAGUUGGGCUUAUCAUGCAGCCUUGUUUGAAGUACACUGAAAAAAAGAGAUGGUUCAGGUUCUCAACGAGUUCUGACCUUCCAGAUCUUUGUCCACUCCAUCACAAGGAUGCUGAAUCGUCACCGCAAUGACGACUUUCUUUCCCGUUAACAUGUUAUGGAAGCAGCUUUUAUUUGCCUGAAAACUUUGUCGAUAUCAACUGUUUUGCAGAUAGGUAGGUGGAGAGGUUAAGCACAAAUGAAGCAUAAUCAUGGAGAAGUUAAACAUUAAAUCGUAUUGUAUAUUUAAGUGUGAUGCUUGUCUUUUUUAACCCUUUAGAAGCUAACACCGGUUGCUGAAUAUGUUCAAGAUCACGGGAGACUUGUAUUAGAACAAGGAUCCUGCCUCUGAAAGUAAAAUAUUGCCAUUGCAAAAACUAAA
This is a messenger RNA of Malania oleifera, 3549 nucleotides long. Its product is annotated as probable polyamine transporter At1g31830. Bases 1761 to 3260 code for a protein of 499 amino acids. The transcript has 2 exons. NCBI's taxonomy places the organism in Eukaryota, Viridiplantae, Streptophyta, Magnoliopsida, Santalales, Ximeniaceae. Gene Ontology annotation, molecular function: transmembrane transporter activity. Gene Ontology annotation, cellular component: membrane. Gene Ontology annotation, biological process: transmembrane transport. The record is from RefSeq and is a predicted model, not a curated record.